This is a messenger RNA of Mus musculus (house mouse), 2665 nucleotides long. It is a transcript of the gene Srd5a1, whose product is annotated as steroid 5 alpha-reductase 1. NCBI's taxonomy places the organism in Eukaryota, Metazoa, Chordata, Mammalia, Rodentia, Muridae. Bases 217 to 984 code for a protein of 255 amino acids. Gene Ontology annotation, cellular component: membrane; endoplasmic reticulum membrane. The record is from RefSeq and is marked validated. The transcript has 5 exons. Gene Ontology annotation, biological process: androgen biosynthetic process; steroid metabolic process; lipid metabolic process. Gene Ontology annotation, molecular function: 3-oxo-5-alpha-steroid 4-dehydrogenase (NADP+) activity; 3-oxo-5-alpha-steroid 4-dehydrogenase activity; oxidoreductase activity, acting on the CH-CH group of donors.
AAUCGUUCUCUCGUUUGGAUUACGGGCGGGAGGGUAUCUUCUGGUGGUGCUAGCCUGUGCUCCUGUCUCCGCCCGAGCAGGUGGCUCGCCCCUCCCCUGGGCAGGUACACCCUGCUGGAGCGCUGGCCCUUGUGGGCUGCUCUGCGCCCUCCUCCUGAGCUUAUAUGUGGCUCCACUUGGACAUCCGAGCAUGGAGCACGCUGCUCGACCUCAGCUAUGGAGUUGGAUGAGUUGCGCCUACUGGAUGCGCUAGUCUACCUGGAGGGUUUCCUGGCUUUCGUGGCCUUCGUGGGGCUCCAGAUGGUGGGCUCUUCCUACGGCCGCUACUCCUCGCAGUGGUCCGGCCGCCGAGUGCCCGCGCGACCUGCCUGGUUCCUACAGGAGCUGCCUUCAAUGGCCUGGCCGCUGUACGAGUGCAUCCGUCCUGCAGCCGCCCGACUGGGCAACCUGCCUAACCGCGUCCUGCUAGCUAUGUUUCUGAUCCACUACGUGCAAAGGACGCUGGUUUUUCCAGUUCUGAUCAGGGGAGGGAAGCCCACCCUGCUGUUCACCUUUGUCUUGGCCUUCCUGUUCUGCACCUUAAAUGGCUACUUGCAGAGCCGAUACUUGAGCCAGUUUGCGGUGUAUGCUGAAGACUGGGUAACCCAUCCCUGUUUCCUGACAGGCUUUGCCCUGUGGUUAGUGGGCAUGGUGAUAAAUAUCCACUCAGACCACAUCCUGCGGAAUCUGAGAAAACCAGGGGAAACUGGAUACAAAAUACCCAGGGGAGGCCUGUUUGAAUAUGUAUCUUCAGCCAACUAUUUUGGGGAGCUCGUGGAGUGGUGUGGCUUUGCACUGGCCAGCUGGUCCCUCCAGGGCGUGGUGUUUGCUCUGUUCACCCUGUGUGCACUGUUCACCAGAGCGAGGCAGCAUCAUCAGUGGUACCUCGAGAAGUUUGAAGAUUACCCCAAAACAAGAAAAAUACUAAUUCCAUUCCUGCUUUAGUGUGCUGUCCAUGCUGUUGUCUUCCAUAAGCUGAGUGUCUGUCUUCCCGGUGGCUUUGCUCUGAGCACAUACAAGUGAAUUGUUUUCCUUAUUUCUCCUGCAGUUCCAUAGUUCUCAGGAAGGGCAAUGGGAGGGUGUUGUCCCCUGGUAAAGGACAAAGCCAAACAAAAACUAAUCCACCAUGUACAGUUAGGGGCUACAGUGCCUAGUAGGUCAGAAGCAGGGAGCAAUGAGUCAUGGUGCCUCUGGCUUCUGGUACCCCUUACAACAAGAAUUCCACCCAGGCCAGCAGCAGUCACGUUCCUCCUUCACAGAUACAUGUUCUGCCUGCUCAGCCCUUGCCACAGAGGCCUGGAGCUGUGGGAGUGUGGCCCAGGGGCAACCUGCCAUCCUUGACUGCAGACCCCUUUGACCCCCAGACACUGGUAAGAGAAGUGUUCCUACAACAUGUCCUGUCCCUCAGAGGUGAGACUGCACAGUAUCCAUUCACUCCCUGAGCCCAAUUUUGCUCUUCCUUUGGGCUAGAAUUCAUUAAAGUCCUUCAAAAAUAAAUAAAUAAAUAAAAACACUCUUAAUAUUAUAAAACAAAAUGUCAAAACAGGAUUUCCUAUUUUGAAUGCACCCCAAGGACCAAUCAUGGCACAUGAAGAUGGAAAGCUCAGGGCUAUCCUGGGCUUUGUAGGGAGACCCUCUUUGGGGGAAAAAUGAUAACAACCGGCUAACAAUCCAAGGAAUUGAUGGCAGUAAUAAAAGGUGCCACCCACACAAGUACUAGCUUGGUUGGGAGAAAGAUGUUCACCCAGGAUACUAACCCCACUGUGGCCCUGGGCAGUCUGAGGACCACUGGUGAAGAGCCAUCCUCACUGGAUGGAUUAGCACUGCCCCGGGGCAGCAGCUGCACGUACCACUCACCCUUCGCCAUCAGAUGCCACCACGAGAGGAAACAGGACAGGACUGUGUGCUCUGAUCCCAGUAAAGAUGCUGCAGGAAGACUGGCAGGCACACCUAACGGUGUGCAUAGUGCCCACCACCUGCCUUUCCUGCACGUACCACCUGCUGGUUCUUGCCCCCCACCUCCGUGUGCCCACGGCCACCUUCCCUUGGCUUCCCAGCAGGGCUUCCUCAGCUCUUUUGCUCUCAGACAGAAACAAUUCUCUGUGCCUCUGAUUCACAGAAUGUCUAGGCUUGACCCAGGAAACUUCAUGAUGCGGCUACUUCAUUUUAACAAAGAACAAUCCUUUACCCUCCCCUUUUCUGACCAAGGAACUAUUUGAAAACCUAAAGCACUAAAUAUUGUAGCUCUUCUCUCAAAACCUUAGUGAGGCCUACCUGGUGUGUCCUGAAAGGUUUGUGUGGGAGGAUGUACACAGCUGAGACUCUGGGGUUGUUUGCUGUGAAUUUGACCUCUUUUGGAGGGCAUGGUGCUAAAGUUGGAACCCAGGACUUCAGGUUGCUAGGCAGAUGUCCUGACACUAAGCCACAUCACAUAUUAGCCCUGUGAUGCCUCUUUGUUUAUGAAGGACCAAACUGCCCACAGGCUUGUAGUUGCUCCCCGUGCUAAGUGAGAGAUUAAGAGGAAUCUUGUCUUAACACUAUACUCUACUUCAUUCCCUGAAACUCGUUAUUUACUUGUGUGAACCACGCUUAUUAAGGAAAUAAUAAAACUACAGUUAUAAGUCCA